UUACGUGUUUCCAACUCCAUCUCAGAAAAAAAAUGUCCCAUUUCACAACUCCCCCAGAGUAGUGUCUUCCCAAGACAAGUCUCAGACAAAGUCUUUCUCGACGAUCGCUAUCUUAUCUUUCUCUGAGGUGUUGGAUUCAGAAGAAAACGACUCGAAAGGUGGUUUAUCCUCAAAGCAUAUACCUUUUCCCACCAUUUUUCUCUACAAAUACAUACAAUUUACACUUCAAAGCCGCAGCCUUUCGCUUUAUCUCUGUGGGUUUUACCGGGUUCUCCAAGUUCCAGUCCCCGGCAAUGGCUUUCCGGCGAAAACGCAUCACCUGGGCUCUCUUUUUCUUCCACCUCUUGUUGGUCUCCACUCAAUUCAUUGCGGCACGCAAAACCCCCAAAAUCAAGGGACCCAUUAAAACGGUGGUCGUCGUGGUCAUGGAAAACCGCUCCUUUGACCACAUCUUCGGCUGGCUUAAGGCGACCCGACCCGAUAUCGACGGCUUGAACGGGAACGAAUCGAACCCGAUUUCCGUCUCGGAACCCGGCUCGCCCCGAGUCCGCGUCUCCAGCGACGCCUUCUUCGUCGACUCCGACCCAGGCCACUCGUUUCAGGCGAUUCGAGAACAGAUAUUCGGGUCGAACGAGAGCUGCGAGAACCCGGCUCCGAUGAACGGGUUCGCUCAGCAGGCGGAGAGUAUGGGCGAGGGGAUGGCGAGAACGGUGAUGAGCGGGUUUAAGCCUGAAGUCCUCCCGGUCUACACCGAGUUGGCGAACGAAUUCGCCGUGUUCGAUCGGUGGUUUGCUUCCGUACCGGCGUCAACUCAGCCGAACCGGUUCUACGUCCACUCGGCCACGUCACACGGCGCCAUGAGCAACGUCCGCAAGGACCUCAUCCACGGCUUCCCUCAGAAAACGAUCUUCGACUCUCUGGACGAAAAUGACCUCGACUUCGGUAUAUAUUACCAGAACAUCCCCGCCACUCUCUUCUUCAAGAGCCUGAGGAAACUGAAGCAUGUGACGAAAUUCCACAGCUACGCGCUGACUUUCAAGCGGCACGCUCGGCUCGGGAAGCUGCCGAAUUACGCGGUGAUCGAGCAGAGGUACUUCGACGUCAAGGAGCUUCCCGCCAACGACGACCACCCGUCGCAUGACGUGGCGCGCGGGCAGAGGUUCGUGAAGGAGGUGUACGAGACGCUGAGGGCGAGCCCGCAGUGGAAAGAAAUGGCAUUGCUGAUUACUUACGACGAGCACGGCGGGUUUUACGACCACGUGCCGACGCCGGUUUCAGACGUGCCGAGCCCGGAUGGGAUGGAGGGGAACGAACCGUAUUAUUUCCGGUUUGACCGGUUGGGUGUGCGGGUGCCGACCAUACUCGUCUCGCCAUGGGUCGAAAAGGGUGCCGUGAUCCAUGAGCCAACAGGGCCGACGCCACAUUCCCAAUUUGAGCAUUCUUCUAUCCCUGCCACUGUAAAGAAGCUGUUCAAUUUGAAGUCGAACUUCCUCACAAAGAGAGAUGCAUGGGCUGGUACUUUCGAGAAUUAUUUUACCCUCCGCAGUACUCCUCGUCAUGACUGUCCAGAAACUCUUCCAGAGGUGACAAAGUCACUGAGGCCAGGCGGACCCAGAGAAGAUUCGAGCCUCUCAGAAUUCCAAGUCGAGCUGAUCCAGCUUGCAUCCCAGCUUAAUGGCGAUCAUGUCCUCAAAACCUACCCUGAUAUCGGCAAAACCAUGACAGUGCGUGAAGCCAACAGUUACGCAGAGGAUGCAGUCAAGAGGUUCCUGGAAGCCGGAAGAGCUGCUCUAAAAGCCGGAGCGAACGAGUCUGCAAUUGUUACAAUGAGACCUUCCCUCACCAGCCGAGUUAACGCACAAGAUCAUAGCUCCUACCUAGAAUCUCAGUGAUUAUCCAUUAAAAAAAAAAAUGGCAGCUUUGAAUAGGAGUAGAUACCAUAUGAUGUAUAUAGUACAGAUUAUAGUCAUAAUAAGUAAUUAAACUGCACGACAAUGGCGCGGGAGCCUUCCACAACUAAUCAAAACAUCUCUUAUCCUUUUUAA
Molecule: messenger RNA, 2045 nt
Organism: Pyrus x bretschneideri (Chinese white pear)
Lineage: Eukaryota; Viridiplantae; Streptophyta; Magnoliopsida; Rosales; Rosaceae
Product: non-specific phospholipase C1-like
Exons: 3
Coding region: 294-1892 (532 amino acids)
Biological process (GO): phospholipid catabolic process
Molecular function (GO): hydrolase activity, acting on ester bonds
Source: RefSeq, a predicted model, not a curated record